This is a messenger RNA of Apus apus (common swift), 10908 nucleotides long. RefSeq names its product activin A receptor type 2B (gene ACVR2B). The transcript has 11 exons. Gene Ontology annotation, cellular component: plasma membrane; activin receptor complex. Gene Ontology annotation, biological process: activin receptor signaling pathway; protein phosphorylation; cellular response to growth factor stimulus. The coding region runs from base 335 to 1873 and encodes 512 amino acids. Lineage: Eukaryota; Metazoa; Chordata; Aves; Apodiformes; Apodidae. Gene Ontology annotation, molecular function: activin receptor activity; activin binding; ATP binding. The record is from RefSeq and is a predicted model, not a curated record.
GAAAGAAACUCUUGGAAAGCUCGGAGCUAAACGCCGGGGCCAGGCAGGAGCAGGUCGAACCGUCCGCGGCUGUUCCUCUCCACUGGAUACAUUUUGCAACUGCGAAGGAAUUAAAUCCGAUUUUAAUCUUUUUUUUAUUUGUUUGUUUGUGUUCAGGAUUUUUUUUCUUCUUUUUUUCUUUUUAAGACACAGAGGGAGAGAGAGCAGAGCCUCGCUUCUCUCCCCCCCCCCCCUCCCCCCCUCUCCCUUGUUUCACUCUCACUCGAGCUUUUUAUUUUUAUUUUUGUUUCCCUUGGGGAUAGAGGAGCACUCGAGGAGAAAAAAGUAAAGGAAUAUGAUUGCUUCGUGGCUGACUUUCGCCCUGCUUUGUGGAACUUUCUGUGCAGGACCAGGCCAUGGGGAGGCUGAGACAAGGGAAUGCAUUUACUAUAACACCAACUGGGAGCUGGAGAAGACCAACCAGAGUGGUGUGGAGCGCUGCGAGGGGGAGAAGGACAAGCGGCUCCACUGCUACGCCUCCUGGAGGAACAACUCAGGCUCCAUUGAGCUGGUGAAGAAGGGCUGCUGGUUAGAUGACUUCAACUGUUAUGACAGGCAGGAGUGUGUAGCCACAGAAGAAAACCCUCAAGUGUUUUUCUGCUGCUGCGAGGGCAACUAUUGCAAUGAGAAAUUUACGCAUUUGCCUGAAGUCACCGGCCCAGAAGUCAUCUACGAGCCGCCGCCACCGACACCCCCCCUGCUCAACAUCCUGGUGUACUCGCUGCUCCCCAUCGCUGUCCUCUCCAUCGCCAUCCUCUUGGCCUUCUGGAUGUACCGGCACCGCAAGCCUCCCUACGGGCACGUGGACAUAAACGAGGACCCUGGCCCACCACCCCCUUCUCCCCUGGUUGGUCUAAAGCCUCUGCAGCUCUUGGAGAUCAAGGCAAGGGGACGCUUUGGCUGCGUGUGGAAGGCUCAGCUGAUGAAUGACUACGUAGCAGUAAAAAUCUUUCCUAUUCAGGAUAAGCAAUCUUGGCAGAGCGAGAGGGAGAUUUUCAAUACUCCUGGCAUGAAGCAUGAAAACCUUUUGCAAUUUAUCGCAGCAGAGAAAAGAGGGACAAACCUAGAGACAGAGCUCUGGCUGAUCACAGCUUUUCACGACAAGGGCUCUCUGACGGAUUAUCUGAAGGGCAAUAUUAUCAGCUGGAAUGAGCUCUGCCAUGUUGCAGAAACAAUGGCCCGUGGCUUAUCCUACCUACAUGAAGAUGUCCCUUGGUGCAAAGGUGAAGGACACAAACCUGCUAUAGCACACAGGGACUUCAAGAGUAAAAAUGUCUUGCUGAAGAACGACUUGACAGCAGUGCUGGCCGAUUUUGGACUAGCUGUACGAUUUGAGCCUGGAAAACCUCCAGGGGACACUCAUGGACAGGUGGGAACAAGGAGGUAUAUGGCUCCCGAAGUGUUAGAGGGAGCAAUCAACUUCCAGCGAGAUGCCUUCCUGAGAAUAGACAUGUAUGCAAUGGGACUGGUGUUGUGGGAGCUAGUCUCCAGAUGUAGAGCAGUUGAUGGUCCAGUGGAUGAGUACAUGCUGCCUUUCGAAGAAGAAAUAGGUCAGCACCCAUCCCUUGAGGACCUGCAAGAAGUGGUGGUUCACAAGAAGAUGCGUCCUGUGUUCAAAGAUCACUGGCUGAAACACCCCGGCUUGGCGCAGCUCUGCGUGACCAUCGAAGAGUGCUGGGACCACGACGCGGAGGCUCGGCUCUCGGCGGGCUGUGUCGAGGAGCGCAUCGCGCAGAUCCGCAGAUCCGUCAACGGCACUACCUCGGACUGCCUCGUCUCCAUCGUCACCUCCGUCACCAACGUGGACUUGCCGCCCAAAGAGUCUAGUAUCUAAGUCCUGGUUCGCUUUUUGUCUUUCCAGACUCAGUGGAUUUAAACAACAACGAAAAAAAAAAAGAGAAAAAAAAAAGAAAAAGAAAGAAGGAAAAAAGUUUAAAAAAAAAAACCCACCACACAAAAAAAAACCAAACCCAAACAAACAAGAAACACAAAAAUCCAACAAACACAUGAAUGCAGCUGCUAUUUUAUCUUGACUUUUUAUUAUUAUUGUUGUUAUUAUUAUUAUUAUUAUUUUGGAUUGGAUCAAUUUUACCAGCACAUUGCUCUACUGUAUUAAAAAAAAAAAAAAAGACAUUUCAGCAAGCAUUCAGGUGCCGACUAAUGAAUGCAGAAAAGGUGCAGGUACCUCAGAACCUCAACAAACUCACUUCAGUUGUUUUUACUUCAUUCAGUUUUCUGGGUUUCUCUUUAUCCAUCUGUCUUCUGAGUGGAGCAUCUGUGACAUAAAGGAAAACCAACAACCAUCUUAGAAAACGCAAUGCUGCAAACUGUGGAGGAAACUUAAGACUGUUAUCUAAAGAACACACCUUCCUCAAAAGGAUUAUUUUUUUUUUUCCCCGUUUUGUUUUGGUUUUGGUUUCAGUUUCUUUUUUAUUUUUUGGAAGUGAGCUUCAAGAAAAACAAACAGCAGAUGUGUCUUUUACGGAUCUAACGGGUGUCAUUGUAACAUGGAGAAAAAAAGUGACUGGGCGGAGAAUGUUAAUUCUUGAUGGUAGAAUUGAAGGGGGGAGCGUAGAAUAGGGGUGGGGAGAGUGACGUUGGACUUGGCAGCAUUUGGGGAAACAUCAUUUGCUAUGGAGCUACUUCUCAGGUAACCAUUAGAGGAGGGGAAGGACAUUUCUGGGCAGAGUAUUAAUAGCUGCAGCGUAUGGAGAAAGCGGAGUCAAAGAGCCAGGGGUUGUAGAGCAGGAUGCUUGUUCUUUCUUCCUCCAGUAUCCUGGGCUUGGGUGGUAAAGGAACAAACCAGAACUGAAAUUACCUUUUAUUUUCGACUCCGGGUGGUAGUGGGCAGGAAUGCUUUCAAGCAGUGUAAUCAGAAGAUGGGAAAGUCUGUGCUCAGAGGCAAUUUGGUUAAAUACUAGAAGAUGAGAAAAUUUUUGCAUCUCACUUUUGGUGCGAGUCAGUUCAGUAAGUUUGGCCUUGGGGUUGAUUAUCUGUCAGCCCAAGCUACCAGUGCAGGUGGUAGAAAGAGAAAAACUGUGAAAACUAGCUCUCUAAUUUUAUUUUUUCCUUAUUCAUUUGGAGUUGGGAGGGGGUGGAAGUACCUGAACCAGUGGCAGAUGGCUCCUGUAGCAUCUGAGAAGCCUAUGAACUGCCCGAGUGCAGGCUGCAGAGGCAAUGAGCAGCAGCAGGGAAUAUCCCAGCAUCUCUCCCACAGGUUUCUUUGACACAGCUUUCUCCUUACUCUGUGACAAAACUUUUGUCUUCAAGUGGUGCAUAUUCUAAAAUACCAUUACUCUUAUGAACGCCAUAAACUCGCUCUAGUCAGUGAAUGUUCCUAAUGCUGCUGAUUCAACAUUGAAAUAUUUUUUUAAUUUGCAAAACAUGCAAUGUUUAAAAAAAAAAAACACAAAAAAAACCUAAAAAAAAGAAAAGAAAUAUACCACAAAACACACACACACAUAUACAAAUGUUACGUGGCUUCCGAGGUUUAAACUGAAAAAAAUGAAAAACUUCAUGACCACAGACCACCUCAAACCAGAAAUACCUCAGAAUUUUCUACUUGUAUGAGUUUUAUUAUAUAUUUUGUUAGUUGUGUUGUCUUGUAGUAAGUAUAUUUUAAUGUAAGUUGGCUUUUAUGACAAGGGAGUUUUAAAAAAAGAAAAAAAAGAAAAAAAGUUCCAAAAUCUUUUAGGAAGUGCUACCAUUUUUUUUGUUUGUUUUAUAAAGCACCAUUGUAAAUAACUAUAUACAGUUGUAGAAUAACUGCCUAUAUAAGGUACCUGGGCAUUAUUCACUCUUAUUUGUGAAGGCUGUUUCCAUUCUGUUAUUUUUUUGGUCUGUUUUAGUGAAAGGACAGUACAUCUUUUUUUUUUUUUUUUUUUCCUUUUUGUUCUGUUUUCUUUUUAUUUUUUUUUUAUUUUGAAUAUACCAUGAAUUCUGUGUCUUGCUAGGCUGACAAAGUUAUGUCCAUUGGAUGGCCAGAACUUCUAAAUAUUUCUUUGUGUUAAGCCAAAAUCCAGUCCUGAACUAAUCACCCUUAAACAGUGUAAAAAGUCUGUAUUAUAGAAAUGAAUUGGACUUCUUGACACUGCCAAAUUGUCAGCGUGCACCCUUGCACAGAUAUAAUUUAUUAAGCAGACAAAAAUCACUAAUUGGAAAAAAAAUAUAAAGAAAAUUAAAAUAUAUUUCUUGAAAAAUAUAGCUUUAAAACCUACAGGUCACAAAUGAGGACACGCUCCUGUAUCUUGAAGAGACAUUAAGAUUAUUGCCUUAAUUUGUCUAUCUGAAUAAAGUCUUAACCUAUUCUUUCAAGUUACUGAAUGUAUAGUGCAUAUUAGUUUGUACACGUGUAACUGUAUUUCCGUGUGUAGGUUUGGAAGUUUCUGUUUUUGAUGUGCUUCUGUUGAGAACACCUUGACAAAACCAGACAGAAUGAUACCAUUUUGUCCAGCUGAUGUCCCCAGUGGUGGUUGGCAUCUUUGGGCCUGAUGCUGCAACUCACCUAUGCUUAGCAUUAAGUGUGUAGGUAGCUCUUGUGGUGUCAUGACUUAAGGCACUCGCUUAAUGUUAAGCAUAGUCAUCAAGGUGUGCGGGAUCAGUAUUUGUUCAUGUUUAAUACAUUUCUGCACUGAGAUUUAUAUAAAAAUGUGACUAUGUUUUAGAAGUGAAGUGAUGUGAGGGUUGGGGUGGAGCGUAGAGCAGUUAAGUCUGAGUGAAUACUUGUUUCGAGGUGGGCUUGCUCCCAUUUCCCUGGGAAUGGGAGCCAGCUCAUAGUCCUGCAGAAAGAAAAAAGCUGUACUGUCUUUUACCUGUUAAUAUCUGUUUGCUGUUCUGGAUUUUUUCCUUCAGCAUGAUGUAUUAUGGCUAAAACAGGCUUAUUACAGCAGUUGCUUUUUUAUCCUGAUUUCUUUAAGAAGCUUUAAAGUAUUUAUUGAAAGUGCCAUAUGAUUUUAAUAGCCUAUUAGACAGUCUCUGAAAUCUUCUCUUUUGAGGAAGCAUAAAUGGAAAUUCUCACAUGUAGCUUAUCUUUCUGUGGGGAACUGCACGACCAAACAAACCUUGACCAAAUGUCAAUUGUGAAGUAUUACAUCUUCCCUCGUGUAAUGGUUCCUUAUAGAUCAUCUUGUCAACAGGAUUCAGAAACUGAUUUUAAAAAGCAUUUCCAAAAUUGUGUGUGUGCUCAGUUACAAAUUUUAAAUGUGUGUAGGUAUGUGUGUCUUGCUGUCGCAGCAGAGAAAGAAAUCCUGAACGUUUGCAUAUUUACAAGCUUGUGCCAGUUUAGCUAAAGGUGUUCAUUUAAACUGGUCUUCAUUUAUUUUAUUAAUGAAGACAAGCUCUGAUUAGCUUAUUGGUCUUUCAACACUUGAGCUGUCAAGCAAAUAGUUUCCUCACUGCUAAUCUAGCAUUUGAACUCUCAUUGACAACAUGAUUUUGGUUCUGCUCAGUACUGCAGAGGCUUUUCCAAGUUGGCAAUCAGGCACAUCCAUAGGUGUAGCUGUAAUAAGCAAUUGCAGCUCUUCUUAACACUCCCUUGAAUAUGAUGGGUACGACACCUCUUAAGCACUAAAUUUCACUUCCCAUUCAGACUUGGAGGAAGUAGAACUUCAAAAUCUUUGCUGCAGAAUUGUCGUUCACCUUCCUCUUAUGGUGGCUCUUCUGUGAAUCUUAACCUUGAAUAUCCUGGUUUAAAAGUCUCCUUGACUUUAGGAGCUGGGAUUCCUGUCUCUCCAGUGUAACUCCUUUUAUGAAUUAAUUGCACUGGCUGGGUUGGUUUCCUAGGUGGAGGAAGUUUGAGUUUACAUUUUGAAACUGGAAAUAACCACAGGAACUAAAAUGGCUUUGUUUUUUCUGUUGGUUGAUUGGUUUUUUUGAGUUGAAAGAGCUGUGACUUGUUAAUGAAAUUUCAGUAGCACAGCAAGGCUGGAAACGGCACGUGGUUCAUGUUGAAAUGUGUGUGCAUGUUAUAGAUGGCUAUAAACCAGUCUAACUAUUUAACUGCUACAUCCAACUACAGGCUAAACUAGUCUAACUACUAAGUAGUACCAGGCUUAUUAUGGGUAAGGAUUUCAGCUAGUCCUGAUCAUAAAGUUUUCUCCAUUUAAGACAAAACCACUUUUUAUUCUGCCUCAUUCUUCAGCUGAAUUUCUCUUUCAGAAUAUGCUGUGCUAGGUAAGGUUACCGCUAUGGAAGUGCCAACACACUUGUCUAUGUUUGUUUCAAAGAGAAGGUCGGUGAGUGUCCCCUAGAAACUCCACUGCAUUUUCCUUGGAUUCUCCUGACUUGUUGCUUUUUCCACUUGAAGUUGCUGGUUUUUGGUAGAAGCAGCAGAAGCCUUGGGUCUACUCAGUGUGACGUUGCUGGGGUGUAUUUCCAGGUCAGGCCUUGCUAUUAGGAAUCCUGAUCCCCCUUAAUACCACAGUACAGAAACCGGAGAAGACACGUUUCAUUCCUCUUGUGCUGCUCGCUAGGCAGACUGUUGCCCCGUUUCACAGGGGAAAAGAUCUGGUUUCGCUUAGUAUGGGAGAAACUCAUGUUGCAGAGGAAGGUGCUGGUUGCUACUGUUGGGAUAGUGCUGUUGCUGCAAUCCUCUUCAAGCCACACUGCGAGAGAAGUUGCUAAGCAGGAAGUGUCCCGCCAACUAUUAUCACUUUUACAUACAGAGUAUUGUUUGGUAACAUUGUAUAUAAAAUAGACUAUAUAAUAGAGGAAAAUAAGGACAUUUUGACUUUUUUACUUUUGGGGAAAAAUAUAUAUAUAUAUAUUUUAGUUACAUAUACAAACAAAAAUUCUACAUUGUGUGAAAAUUCUUUUAUACCACAAAUUAUUUUUGUAAUGUCUACUAUGUUUCUGCAGGGAAAAGGGAGAAAUGUCUGUGUACGCACAGCAAAUAAAUAAAUAUAUAUUAAAAAUAUUUAAAUUAUGUGUGCACUACAUCAACGUCUAGAGGAUAGAACAAGUUUAGUCUGAAACCAGUUUGAGGAGCAAGUUUGGAUGUACUUAGACGUGCUUUGAGGAUGGCACCGAGUAUAAGGUUAGGUUAUCUUGAAUGUCACAUCCCUUCUGCUAAAGAUGCUUAUUGCUUUUCUGUGACCAUCUUCAGUUUAACCAGGAAGAGUUUUUUCAUUAUUCAUGCGAGUAUCCAUGUGUGAGCAGUGUGUCCUUUGGCAUAUGCCAUGAUGCUGCAGUGAGUUGUGAAGUCAGGGUGUUAAGAAUUUUCUUCAGACCAAAUAGCCAGGCUGAUCUUGCUCGCUGCCGUAUCCGUUUAUAGCAGCUGUGUCUGCUGCAUUGACAAUAUGAUCUGUAAGGAGCUGUUGCCAGUAGAGUCCUGAUAAAACCAAUUCCUAGAAGUUCCUUCUCUCUGAGGUGACACAACUAAUCAGGCUUCACCAGAACAUGCAGAUAUGUGCUCUGUGUUCCCAAGGUCAGCUUUCACGGUCUUGGUCAAAGGCACUAAAGGGAAGAAGCACUGUCUUGUCCAAAGUCCUACUUUAAAAGAGAGCAUUCCAAAUGUGUGCAACCGAUCCAAGAUAUUUCCAAAAGUAUUAAAGAAAGCAAAUUAAAAUUAUUCUUUUCACUUAAGCUAACUUUUCCCUUUGGACCAGAAAUUCACACUGAUCUUUUUGAUUCCCUAAACCUUGACAGCACAGUGUCAGCAGGGUAAGAGUUAUUGAAAAAAGCUUUAAACCAAACAAUACAUAGUGCUGUCUUGAAGCCAGUUGGACAGUGAAAUCAGUGCUUAAAUGACUCCGAGCAGGCUCCUGCAGUUGCUGAGUCCCAUCUGUGUUCUUGGUGAAUUCCUGGCCCCAUGGAAGCCAUGGGGAGACUCGCCAUCCAAUUUCAGCAGGACCAUGAGCGCGCAUGCGUUCCUUCCUGGAGCACUUUCUAAACACACCUGGUCCCUUACGUGAGACUUCUUUUUAAAAACUCUAUAUUGAGGGUGACGCUCGGUUCCCUGAUUGAAGUAAUAACCUCUUGAGUAAGCAGUAAUCCUUUUUGUUGGGACACUUCCACAGAAAGAGAUCACACUUGUGUUAUGUCUAUCCAGCUGUUCUGAAAUGUAAUGCUAUUCUGUUGUGCCUUUAUUUUUCCAUGUAAAAGCAACUGCUGUAAGCUUUCUUUUAUUUUCUUUUUACUAGUUUUUUCUGUCUGAAAAAACAGUUUUCAUUGUCCAGCUGUUAUUUCUGGAUGCAGUCUGUGAUCCAGGUAUUUCAAGAACCAAUUACCUCAAACCUCAUGUUAAACAGUGUUGCUAUCUGGAUUCUCCUUGAUACUACAAUAUUAAAACAUACACAAACAGGAACCUUGCUAUGUAUGGGUGUUUAUAUAUAUGUAUCAUAUACCUAUAUAUGAUACAUAUAUAUAUAAAUGAAAGUGAUCCCCAAGGACUGAAGGAAAAAAAAACUUUUGUUUUCCAGCGUUGAAACCAGAAGCUCUCUAAUGGCAUUGUGCUGGAUAUAGAUCAAGAAAGUGUUUUCUGAAAAGUGCUUCCUUUGUUAGCCUUUUAUUUCAGUAUUUAAAUGGGCAGAUGAUGUGAUCAAAACACUACUUCUGCUUUUUUUUGGCCUAUUUUGAAGCAGAGGCCUCUUAAUCUUUCCAGUUGUUAAAAAAACCCACAAUGCCUCAGUGUGUAACAUUUCUGUAAGGCUAGUAUUGCAAAAUUUUAGCAUGUUCUGGGAAAACUCCAUAGCUUUUGGUUUUUUUGUGAAAAGAAAGGUAUUCUCCACACUAUAUUCAACUGUUUGACUGAUGUGAGGAACUGAAGUUUAACCAGUAACCAUCCUAGACAAUUAAAAUAUUAAUUCUUUAGUCAUUAGGGUCUCUGCAUUACCACCCUGUAAAAAACAAAACACACACAACAAAGAAAAAAAACCACAACAACCCAAACCAAAAUUCAACCAUGGCAGAGGAGGAGGAGGUUGGAGCAUUUCAUAGCUCCUGAAGGUGGACUUGGCACCAGAGCAAUGUGUUGGGAAGACCUAGAUCCUCUCUGGCCCUUUUUCCAACAGCCUUCUCCCAAGAAUCUUGUAAUAAAAGCAGACCUUUAACCACAGUGACUUCUUAGUGGUACUUUGCUGAAGAGAAUUCUGUUCAGGAUGUAUUUCCUGGGGAGAAAAAAAAACCCAAAACAACAAAAAAUUAGACAAUUAAUGUUUUACUGUACAUGUUCCCCUCUCAAAUACCUGUUUUUUAAAAAUAUAUCCAUGUAGCUGUAUCCAUUACAGUCUGUAUUUUACUUGGACAAAAUAGUAGAUUUCCAAUCCAAACAGUAAUGAAUUUGCUAUUCCUGGUAAUUAAUUAAAUUAAUUAAUUACUGGCAAUUGAUUGCUAAUAACUUACUAGUAACAGACGAAAAUGGAAAGUUUCUCUUUCCCCUCAACUGUCUAAUAUUUCUGUGGCUAUUGAUGGUUUAUGGUUAUCUUUGGUAAAACAUGUAUAAAAGGACUAAAAUCUCCCAGAAGGAGGCAUUUUGCAAUGCUGCUGGCCUUCCAAUGGAAUAAUUAUGAUGCAAAAGUCAUAGGAAAAACUAUGAUGCUGGAGGAUGAGAAUUGAAGGAGGUGGUUACUGCAAACUAAGUAACAUUCUUGGCUUCAGUUCUAUGCCGUAAAUCCGCACAAUGCCAUUGUCAAUCUGCUCCAACUAUCUUGCUUAUGAAUUCUGCAUGAUCCUCAUGGUAGAGUUGAAAGGCUGAUCUUUCACCUGUUAAUAUUUUCACAUUCGUCCUUAAGUUUGACAAAUUUUAUACUGUAAAGUUGACUUAAGUACAGUUUGAUGUCAAUUCUUGUGGAAAGAGCUUUCUGCAUGUAACCUUGGACCCAUACAGUUAAACAACACAGCAUAGUACAAAACUCACAAGAAAAUAUUUUGGCACCAGCAGAAAGAAAUCUCACCCUACCCAUUUGUCAUUUCAAACCAUCUUAUUGUAAGUUUUACCAGCUACUUCUAAAUUUGUGCUUUAUUUAAAGAAAUAAAAUAAAAAUCCUAAGACUUGUCUAGCGUAGUGAAAUAUGUGUAUAUCAGUUUUAGGAUAAAUAGCUAAGUCUUAUUACGCUGUGUUACUUAACUUGUAUAUAUAGAGUAUACAUAAGAGUUUGCAGUAACCUGUUUCUCCAGGAUUUCCAGUUUGAAUGGAUUUAAACUCAAACUAUGAGAUUAAGUAAAUGAUGUAGAAGAUUGCAGAAUGAACCAAGUGUAAAUUACAGGAAGCUCUAUCAGAUGGCGAAAUAAUUUUUAAAGAGUCUUUUGGUCCUUGGCUCAAAUUCAAUAAGUACUGUUUGUAUACCAAGAUAUGUGAAAUGUAAAUGUUGUAGGUUAUAUUUCACUCUUGUAGCUAUAAAAAAAAUAUAGAACAGAGAUAGCUUGUACUACUGAGUUAACAAAAGUUAUACUAAAGUAUCCGGUUAAAGAAAAAAAGUAUACAGAGAGUUAAGCUCGUUGCUGUAACCCCUUCUGGAUUGAAGUGUGCUGAUUUUUUAUAUAUGUAUAUUAUAUAUAUAUAUUCUGCAAAAGUGUAUAUAUAUAUAAAAUGUAUAUAUAUAAAAUGGCCUAAAGCAGACAUCCGUUGUAUUGCAGUUAUGAAAUGAAGACAUUUUUGCAAGAACAUUGUAUCAUAGUUCAUGAAUUUGCAGUGGAUCUUUGUUCCUUUUUACUGUGGUAUUUUAGAAAUGAGUCUCAAGUUUGAAAUUAGAUCUGCUAAGUUGGAGUUUUGCUGCUUCAGCUUUGCACUGGGUGUCCGAAUAAACCAGUAUGAAUGUAGUAUUUGCCCUGUGUGAAGCAGCCACACCCCAACAGAUAGGAGGAAAAAACCUAGAAAGAACUAUUUCAAGUUUAUCUUUUUGUAUAUGAAAAUAAACAGUAAAUUACAAGUAA